Molecule: messenger RNA, 1314 nt
Organism: Suillus discolor
Lineage: Eukaryota; Fungi; Basidiomycota; Agaricomycetes; Boletales; Suillaceae
Exons: 4
Coding region: 286-1119 (277 amino acids)
Source: RefSeq, a predicted model, not a curated record
AUUAUUACUUCAACUUUCCACGCAGUGCGAAGUUCAACUUUUGCAUCCGCUUCAACCUCGCUUCCGAUAUCACAGCCUCUCGCAGCUGCUAGUCAAAUCCAAGAAAGUUCACCUUUUUGGAGAUGAAUACAACGAGGCAGCACAGGCAGCGCCCACUGCCCGCUGUCCAACUGAUUCCGCUAUGUUUUCAUACAAAAGGCAGACCAGUCUGACAACUAUCCCAUCAUUAAAUUCCAUAUUCAAUUUCCUCCUCCUCCUUUCCUCAAUUCCAGUUUCUCGGGAAAAAUGGCUCUCGACUCUCAGGGCAUCCUUGCAGCGGUGACCAUCGCAAUGUAUAUCCCCUUCCUAUUCGUUUCCCUCAGGUUGGUGAUGAAGUACGGCAUAUCGCGAGGUGAUGGUUGGGUCUUGUUGUUGGUAUUUAGCAUCAUCCGAGUAUUGGGAGGUGCUUUACUUGUCGCAGCUGAGGAUAUCACGCCCGCCAAUAUUUCACUUUACACCGGCGGCUAUGCCCUAGAGUUAUCUGGCCUAUCCCCACUGUUGCUUUGCACGUUGGGUCUGUUGCACUCAAUGUUCCUAACUCCCGAUGGCCUUUCGAAAUAUAACAGACAAUUCCGCCUUCUUCAACUCCUUGGCACGGUCGCUCUCAUCCUUACCAUCACCGGCAUCUCCGAUGAGACAAGUUCCAGUUCAGACUCGAGUGGGAACAUUAUGCGCAGGGCCGGUGUGCUCCUCUUUUGCGCCCUAUACAUCAUCCUUGUUGGCAUUUGCGUCCACGUAUGGACCCAAGUUGGCUUUGUCAUGAGAUACCGCAAGCAGCUCUUGAAGGCUAUCUCUAUUGCACUGCCAUUCUUGGCCAUUCGGACGCUCUACAGCGUUCUGUCCACAUUCUCUUCGAGCACGUUUUCGGUAACCGGAACCACCGAGUCCAACACCAGUGAUCUGGCAAAAUUCAACAUGAUCACGGGCGAAUGGCAAAUCUACCUCGUAAUGGACAUGCUCAUGGAGUACGCCGUUGUGAUCAUCUAUGGUGUUGCAGGCAUCAUGCUUCCCCUCAACGAAGAUUACAAGUCUGCAGAUUCGUAUCAAGAUGAGUACCCCUUGAGUAGGCCUCAGAUGUGAGCACCGAGGCGCCAGUGAAUGACACUCAUGCAUGUUCGGUCACGAAGCGGAAUGUCGGUUUAACGGGCAUAAUGAUACCAUUUCCAUAACUUAACUUAUAUGUCUGUCUACAAGGUUACCUACCGCUUGUAGAUAUGUUAAUAGGUCUUUUAUUUAACAGUGUGGUUGAUUCAUAUUAUGAUCUGGAUGAUGUCA